Messenger RNA from Yarrowia lipolytica CLIB122, 654 nucleotides. RefSeq lists its product as uncharacterized. Gene Ontology annotation, cellular component: endoplasmic reticulum membrane. Lineage: Eukaryota; Fungi; Ascomycota; Dipodascomycetes; Dipodascales. The record is from RefSeq and is a predicted model, not a curated record. Gene Ontology annotation, molecular function: dolichyl-phosphate beta-D-mannosyltransferase activity. Gene Ontology annotation, biological process: dolichol-linked oligosaccharide biosynthetic process; GPI anchor biosynthetic process; protein O-linked glycosylation via mannose.
AUGGUCUGGCUCCUGCACAAGACCUUCACCGAGAACAACCUCGACUGGGAAGUGAUUAUUGUCGAUGACGGCUCCCCCGACGGUACCCAGGAGGUGGCCAAAGAGCUCAUUGCUGCCUACGGAGACAACGUCGUGCUCAAGCCCAGAGCCGGCAAGCUCGGUCUGGGAACUGCCUACGUCCACGGUCUGCAGUUCGCCAGAGGCAACUUUGUCAUCAUUAUGGACGCCGACUUCUCCCACCACCCCGAGUCCAUUCCGGAGUUCAUUGCUCUGCAGAAGAAGAACAACCACGACAUUGUCACCGGCACCCGAUACGCCGGCAACGGAGGAGUCUAUGGCUGGGAUCUCAAGCGAAAGCUUGUGUCUCGAGGCGCCAACUUCCUGGCCACCCUGGUCCUGCGACCCCACAUUUCUGACGUGACCGGCUCUUUCAGACUCUACAAGAAGCCCGUGCUCGACAAGGUCAUCCACUCCACCAAGUCUAAGGGCUACGUGUUCCAGAUGGAGAUGAUUGUGCGAGCUCGAGCCAUGGGCUACUCCAUUGGCGAGGUGCCCAUCUCUUUCGUCGACCGACUCUACGGAGACUCCAAGCUUGGAGGCGACGAGAUUGUCCAGUACGCCAAGGGUGUGUGGAACCUUUUCGUUGACAUUUAA